AUGCUGCCCGUCCCGGGGGAAGGCGCCGACGAAGGUGACAGUGGGAACGAGGGCAGAAGUGGAAGCGAAGAAACCAAUGUUUGUGAGAAAUGCUGUGCGGAAUUCUUCAAGUGGACGGACUUCCUCGAGCACAAGAAGAGCUGCCCUAAGAACCCGCUGGUCUUGAUCGUGAGUGAAGAUGAGCCGGCACCACCCUCUGAAGAGUUUCCAGAACCUUCUCCGGCCAGCUCUCCCAGUGACCAGACGGAGAGCGAGGCUGCUGAGGAGGCGGCCCCCCCAGAGAACAGUGAGGGCGUUGACGUGAGGGCCCCAGAGAAGGAGGAAGAGCCCAUGGAAGAAGAACCCUCUGGAGACAAAAGCUUCCACAGCCCAGGUCCCUCGCACACGGGCAAGCCGCCGCUACCUCAGAUCCCCGAAGCGGCACCCGUGGCCGCGUACAGCAUGCCAAACACGAACGUGACGUUAGAGACCCUCCUGAGCACCAAGGUGGCCGUUGCACAGUUCUCCCAGAAUGCGAGGGCUGCAGGCAGCGUGGGAUCCAGCAGCGGGGUGACCACGGUGGCCAUCCCCAUGAUCCUGGAGCAGCUGAUGGCCCUGCAGCAGCAGCAGAUCCACCAACUGCAGCUCAUCGAGCAGAUCCGCAGCCAGGUGGCCAUGAUGAACCGCCAGCCCCUGAGGCCACCGCUGAACCCUGGGGCAGGUUCGGGGGCUCAGAAUGCCCCAGUGCCAGCCUCCAGCCAGCUCCAAGGGCUGGCCACCCAUUCAGCCCUGCAGCUCGCUGCCGGGGCCCCCUCUGUCGCCACGGCGCCAGGCCCUGCUGCCCAGCCAGUGGCUUAUGAGGGCCCCCAGCACCUGUCGCAGCCGGCAUCUGGAACAAGCACCCCACACAUGCCCGGCGGGGGCCCCUCCAUCCCUGAGUCCAGCGGGCCAGCAUCCUCCAGCACAGCCCCGGCCUCCACCGCCCCAGCCUCGGUGGCCAGUGCCUCCAGCAGCUCCUCUCAGCCGCAGAAUGCUUCCACGCCCCCUGCCCUGGGGCCUGGACCGCUGCUCAGCUCAGCCCCCAGCCUGCCAAACCCACUUCUACCUCAGACCACCGCCAGCAGCGUCAUCUUCCCCAACCCGCUGGUCAGCAUCGCGGCCACAGCCAAUGCGCUGGACCCCCUGUCGGCCCUCAUGAAGCACCGCAAGGGCAAGCCCCCCAACGUGUCGGUGUUCGAGCCCAAGGCCAGUGCUGAGGACCCCUUCUUUAAGCACAAGUGCAGGUUCUGUGCCAAGGUAUUUGGGAGCGACAGCGCCCUGCAGAUCCACCUGCGCUCCCACACGGGCGAGAGGCCCUUCAAGUGCAACAUCUGUGGAAACCGCUUCUCCACAAAGGGCAACCUGAAGGUCCACUUCCAGAGGCACAAGGAGAAGUACCCCCACAUCCAGAUGAACCCCUACCCCGUCCCGGAGUACCUGGACAACGUGCCCACCUGCUCCGGAAUCCCCUACGGGAUGUCUCUGCCUCCAGAGAAACCGGUGACCACCUGGCUGGACAGCAAGCCCGUGCUGCCCACCGUGCCCACGUCAGUCGGGCUGCAGCUCCCGCCCACCAUCCCUGGCGUCAGCAACUACGCCGACUCCCCCAGCCUCACCCCUGCAAGCCGCUCCCCGCAACGGCCCUCCCCUGCGUCAAGCGAAUGCACCUCUUUGUCCCCCGGCCUCAACAGCUCGGAGCCGGGCGUCCCAGUGACUGCAGAGUCCCCACAGCCAGUGCUCGGUGGGUCUUCUCUGACCAAAAUCGAGCCCAUGAGCCUGCCUUGCGCAAAUGCCAGGGCAGGGGACGUCCCCGCCAGCGGGCAGGUGUCCACCGCAUCCACCUCGGCCACCACUGCCCUCACGGACAGCAGCAUCUCCACAGGCCUCUGCAGCCCGGUCCUUCCUGCCACCUCUGACCAGUUCAAGGCAAAGUUUCCCUUCGGAGGGCUGCUUGACUCUAUGCAGACGUCAGAGACCUCCAAGCUGCAACAGCUGGUGGAAAACAUCGACAAGAAGAUGACCGACCCCAACCAGUGCGUCAUCUGCCACCGCGUGCUGAGCUGUCAGAGCGCCCUGAAGAUGCACUACAGGACACACACGGGGGAGAGGCCCUUCAAGUGCAAGAUCUGCGGGCGCGCCUUCACCACCAAGGGGAACCUGAAGACCCACUUCGGGGUGCACCGCGCCAAGCCACCUCUGCGCGUGCAGCACUCCUGCCCCAUCUGCCAGAAGAAGUUCACCAAUGCUGUGGUCCUCCAGCAGCACAUCCGCAUGCACAUGGGGGGGCAGAUCCCAAACACACCGCUGCCCGAAGGCUUCCAGGAUGCCAUGGACGCCGAGCUCCCUUACGACGAGAAGGCCGCGGAAGCCCUGAGCGGCUACGACGAUGACAUGGACGAGAAUUCCAUGGAGGAGGAUGCUGAGCUGAAGGACGCAGCCGGUGACCCAUCCAAGCCUCUCCCAUCCUUCUCGGGCUCCUGUCCGCCCUCCCCGCCGUCUGUCAUUUCCAGCAUCGCAGCCCUGGAGAACCAGAUGAAAAUGAUCGACUCUGUCAUGAGCUGUCCACAGCUGACCACCUUGAAGUCCAUGGAAAACGGGUCUGGGGAGAGUGACCACCUGAGCAAUGACUCCUCGUCCGCCGUGGGCGACCUGGAGAGCCGGAGUGCGGGCAGUCCGGCCCUGUCCGAGUCGUCAUCCUCCAUGCAGGCCCUGUCGCCGGUGAACAGCAACAGCGAGAGCUUGCAGUCCAAGUCCCCGGGCCUCAGCAACCAGGAGGAGCCCCAGGAGAUCCCGCUAAAGACCGAAAGGCCGGACAGUCCGCCCCCCGCCCCCGAAAACGGAGGCGCCCUGGACCUGACGGCUGCCCACCCUGGCCGGCCGGCCGUCAAGGAGGAGGCCCCAUUUAGCCUGCUGUUCCUGAGCAGAGAACGGGGUAAGUGUGACAGUGCUGUGUGUCGUGUCUGUGCCAAGCCUUUUGCUUGCAGGAGCGCGUUGGAAAUCCACCACCGCAGCCACACUAAGGAGCGUCCGUUUGUCUGUGCGGUCUGCAGGCGCGGGUGCUCCACUAUGGGUAAUUUAAAGCAGCACUUGCUGACCCACAAGUUGAAAGAGCUGCCUUCUCAGUUACUUGACCCCAACUUUGCUCUAGGUCCCAGCCAGAGCACCCCUAGCCUGGUUGCCAGCUCCACGCCCGCCAUGAUCAAAAUGGAAGUGAACGGGCACAGCAAGGCUGUCGCGCUGGGCGAGGGACCGCCGCUACCGGCUGCCGUCCAGGUGCCCGCCGGGCCGCAGACAGUGAUGAGCCCUGGGCUCGCCCCCAUGCUGGCCCCGCCACCACGCCGGACGCCCAAGCAGCACAACUGCCAGUCCUGCGGGAAGACCUUCUCCUCGGCCAGCGCACUGCAGAUCCAUGAGCGCACCCACACAGGGGAGAAGCCAUUCGGCUGCACCAUCUGCGGGAGGGCAUUCACCACCAAGGGCAACCUCAAGGUGCACAUGGGCACGCACAUGUGGAAUAACGCCCCUGCGAGGCGCGGCCGCCGCCUGUCCGUGGAAAACCCCAUGGCUCUGCUAGGUGGUGAUGCCCUGAAGUUCUCAGAAAUGUUCCAGAAGGAUUUGGCAGCGCGAGCAAUGAAUGUUGACCCCAGUUUUUGGAACCAGUAUGCUGCAGCGAUCACAAACGGUCUUGCCAUGAAGAACAAUGAGAUUUCUGUCAUCCAGAAUGGAGGCAUCCCCCAGCUGCCAGUAAGUCUGGGCGGAAGCGCCCUCCCCUCCCUGGGUUCCCUGACCGCUGGGAUGGACAAGGCUCGCACCGGCAGUAGCCCGCCCAUUGUGGGUUUGGACAAAGCAAACUCCGACACGGGAGCCAGCCGUCCGUUCACGAGGUUUAUUGAGGACAACAAGGAGAUUGGCAUUAACUAG
Messenger RNA from Equus quagga, 3939 nucleotides. RefSeq names its product spalt like transcription factor 3 (gene SALL3). The record is from RefSeq and is a predicted model, not a curated record. The coding region runs from base 1 to 3939 and encodes 1312 amino acids. Lineage: Eukaryota; Metazoa; Chordata; Mammalia; Perissodactyla; Equidae. Gene Ontology annotation, cellular component: nucleus. Gene Ontology annotation, molecular function: DNA-binding transcription factor activity, RNA polymerase II-specific; RNA polymerase II cis-regulatory region sequence-specific DNA binding. Gene Ontology annotation, biological process: regulation of transcription by RNA polymerase II. The transcript has 3 exons.